Molecule: messenger RNA, 1556 nt
Organism: Larimichthys crocea (large yellow croaker)
Lineage: Eukaryota; Metazoa; Chordata; Actinopteri; Sciaenidae
Gene: mettl6
Product: methyltransferase 6, methylcytidine
Exons: 5
Coding region: 216-1076 (286 amino acids)
Source: RefSeq, a predicted model, not a curated record
ACGAGUUUAAAGGACGGACAGCAUGGCCGGUAAAUGUGGGGACUCGUAGCUCGCUGCGGCUGGUUUGUUGUUUUUGUUGUUUUUGUUGUUUUUUUAGUUAUUUAUUAAUAAACAGUGAAAUAUUUAAACGCUGGAGCUGCUGUACGUGUUUACAGAGUGUUUUAUUUCCCGUUAAUAAACGGUUAACACCGUGUCCGAGGCUUCCUAACAGCGUCAUGGCUCUGCUCGGAGACUUUAACUCGACACCUACAGAAGAAGAAGUUCGGUCCAAAGACGAGACUGACCCGAGCCAACCCGGGAUAAAGACUCGAGCUUUGACCCGGGAGGAGCUGGUGUCCGAGUUCAAGCAGCUGAAGCUGGAGAGAGAAGCUCAGAAGAACUGGGACCUGUUCUACAAGAGGAACUCCACCAACUUCUUCAAGGACAGACACUGGACCACCAGAGAGUUUGAGGAGCUCCGAGCCUGCAGACAGUUUGAGUCCCAGCGGCUGGUGCUGCUGGAGGCCGGCUGCGGCGUCGGAAACUGCAUCUUCCCUCUGCUGGAGGACGACCUCAACAUCUUCGUUUACGCCUGUGACUUCUCACCGCGAGCUGUCGAAUUCGUCAAACAAAACCCUCUGUACUGCCCCGAGCGCUGCUGUGCCUUCCAGUGUGAUUUAACUAAAGAUGAUCUGAGGGAGCACGUUCCCGAGAGCAGCGUGGACGUCAUCACCCUCAUCUUCGUCCUGUCGGCCGUCCACCCUGACAAGAUGAAGCUGGCUUUGCAGAACAUCAGCAGGGUCCUGAAGCCCGGCGGCAUCGUCCUGUUCAGGGAUUACGGCCUUCACGACCACGCCAUGCUCCGAUUUAAAGCUGGCAGCAAGCUGGGGGAGAACUUCUACGUCCGGCAAGACGGCACCAGGUCCUACUUCUUCUCUAAAGAGUUUCUGGCCGAGCUGUUUGAAGAGACGGGCCUUCAAUCUGUCGCCAACGACUACGUCCUGAGAGAGACUGUCAACAAGAAGGAGGGGCUUUGUGUUCCCAGAGUGUUCCUGCAGAGCAAAUUCACCAAGCCCAGCCAAUCACAGAGCUCCUGAUGUCACCUGGACCUGUGACUCGCAACUCGUAGAUCUCCAAAAGUGCCGAAAAGCUCGACUGAACUGUCCGGUCGAUCUCGGAAUUGGUAACUAAAUGUUAGAGAAGAGGAAUCAUGCUCCACGUGCUGCUGGAUUUCAGGGUGGAUUAAUAAUUCCUCCUUCCACCAAUCAGCUGCCGGCUUUCAUCUUCUGGCUCACUGAAGCUGCUCCGUCAGCAGCUGGUGAAGACAGUUCUUGUACAUGUGAAACUUUGGACAGAUGUUGACUCUCAGUGAACUUCUUUCAGUGGUUCAGAUCCGUUUAAACAUCAUUUCAUAGCCUUUGUCUACUUUGAUCAGUUUGCAGCAGCAACACAGAAGUUUCCCCUGUGAGCUCUCAAACGUGAACAAAGCAGUGUUUUCAUUAGGAUAUCACAGAGUCUUAUUAAGUUUUUUAAAUUUUGUAUAAAUUUGUCUACAUUAAAAGAAAUAAGUGCUCAAA